AUGUCUGUCCACCAUAACUCGCCUUUUAAUGCUGCGUUGUUGGAAGUAGCAAAUAGUCGUCACACCAUCUACGAGCAUACACGCAUGUCAGGCGAGAAUUGCAAUCCCCACGAGAUGCUGCUUCUAAACCGCCACGAGAGAUUCAGCAGCGCACUUGAGGUAUCUUACGCGUGUAAUAUGGCCAAGUAUUUUGGUGUAGUGUCUAUCGACACACGCUUACAUAGCGUUCGUGUGUCUCAACAAGAGCUUUUGAGUGAGACGUUGCUACUAAUGGCGCACAGCCAGCGCUCCAUCUACGACAAGACGUGGAUCUCAGGCGAAAAUCGCACUGCUCAUCGAAUGCUUCCCACUGAUCGCUACGUAGAGCGAUCAGAUCGAUGCUCCGAUGCCACGGAUGCAUUCUAUGCAAACGCCAUGGCCAAGUACUUUGUGACCAAGAACAUUAGUCCAUUGUGA
Molecule: messenger RNA, 456 nt
Organism: Peronospora farinosa
Lineage: Eukaryota; Oomycota; Peronosporomycetes; Peronosporales; Peronosporaceae
Source: the annotation of a GenBank genome assembly